GUCCGUUGGCUAUCAAUCGAAAUGAUUGUUUUGAUUGUGCGUUGAUUCCGAUACGAAAUUGCCAGCUCUCCCAUGCCUUGCCUGAAAGUUCAUGUUCGAAUUUGGUCCAAAGUGUGCUCUAAAUGCGCCUAAGCAAUUCGCUUUGGUUGAUUUUAUUGUCUGUGGUCCUACGCGCUUCGAACACUCAACAGUAUCCCAAGAUGAGGCAAGAAAUCGAAGCAAAUGCACAAGUGAUUGGCGGGAAUGGUGGUGACUACUACGACUAUGUUUAUACUAAUGAGAAUGGGUUUGAUGAUUUGGAUACGCAACUGGAUGCGGCGGCAAACGAGGUUUUAGCUGUUCCUGAUGUGGCAGGCAUUUGUGUUGGUCCCGAAUGUGAUCCGAUAUCGUCGUCCGUCAGCUUGGAUUCUAAUGUGGGAACCACUUGCUUCCCAGUCAACCAAUCCCCGGGUAACAUGGAAACCACUGAUCCACCCAAGUGUGAACCGCCACCAUUGCCAAUACCUACGUCUCCGCCUAUACCGCCGGGUGCGCCCACAUUACCUCCAGCUAGCUCUACCACUGUGUUGUCAUGCGAUAAAUUUUUCAAAAAUGCCGAUGAUCAAAUACAGCCGAUGGACAACUUCCAACAGCAACAGCGAGCUGUUGAUGCUUCUACCAUGGCUCUGGCCGACGGUGAGCAGAGAAGCAAAGAGCUACGCACCCUUGUCCAGCAUUUAUAUGUCGCCCAGGCUCGAGUUCAAUUGGAGGCCACUGAAAUCAGAAAGGCCCAGGCAGUGGCCUCAACAGCGCAAUCGCAGCUCGAAGAGUCGGCGAAUCAUGUGCGCAGCAUUACCGCAACCCUUCACAAUGCCCAACAGGAAGUAGCUGCCGCGGCCAUUAGGGCACAGAUUGCACAGCUUCAGCUGGCAGCUCAUGAUCAGCUGCUGUUUGCUGCCCGUCAGGAUGUGGAUGCUCUGUCCUCGCAAAUGGUUGGACUGCAAGCGGCUGAGGGUAUUGUUCAGCCCAGAUUAACAGUAGAUCUGCACGCUCUACUUGACAAGCUGAGGCAGCCAUUGCAGCAAUUUGAUAGACCGACUCCUGUGCCUCUUAUCGUCACCCAGCCCCCUACAUUUGCUGCACAGCAGAACAGGGAGGGACAGCAGUCGCAAGGUACUGACAGUAGCGAUGACCCCAAUGGCCAAAAUAAUGGGUCUUUCGAAAACCCUGUAGAGAGAGAAGUAGUAAUACAGCAGCAGCCAGUUCGUUAUCCCCCCCAGACUUUCAAUAAUAUACAUUCCAAAAGUUGCAGGGCAGGAGGGAAAAGAGGUCAAGAUGCAUGGGCAGUAGAAGAUGGGGGUCAAUACGUGAACAUAGAAUUCACCUAACUAUUGUCGUUGUAGUUAAAGUUGCAUAUAUUUUUUUUCAAUUUAACAUGUUUUAACUACAUAUUGUGUACAUUAAUGAAUAGUGACUCGAUAUUUGUAUAAGUAUGCGUAUUUGGGAGUGUAUAUACAUAUAUGUUGUAUUUGCUUGGUCAUUUGUAAAUGGAUAUAUUCGUUUUUGGGUCCAGGGAAUCCUUGAACCGAUUACCUUGACCCUUUACCGCUGUAAUUUUAUAUAAUUCUUUUAAUUUCUAGUCCUUUGUGACAGUUUCAAACAAAUUAAAUAAUCAAUUUUGUAGUCAUAUUGAUUAAUGCUAGUUAGCUUGACUGAUUGUAAUUUUUCUAGUCUAUUUCAUAAAAUAAAGUGAAUUGCAAAUUUGUCUUUUAUGAA
Molecule: messenger RNA, 1755 nt
Organism: Drosophila willistoni
Lineage: Eukaryota; Metazoa; Arthropoda; Insecta; Diptera; Drosophilidae
Exons: 3
Coding region: 123-1367 (414 amino acids)
Source: RefSeq, a predicted model, not a curated record